Molecule: messenger RNA, 6577 nt
Organism: Schistosoma spindalis
Lineage: Eukaryota; Metazoa; Platyhelminthes; Trematoda; Strigeidida; Schistosomatidae
Source: the annotation of a GenBank genome assembly
GAGGUAUUACGUAAUAUAUAAAUGUUUCUUCUACACUUGUAUCUGGGUAGCAUAUAGUUUAUAUUUUAUAUUGAAGUGACUAAAACAAGGUUUGUUUUAGCAUGUAGUGGAACAAACCUAGGAAAAUCUAUAAAUGAAAUCCAAUUGUUGUUCUUUUACUUGAAUCUUCUCAUUGUUGUUUAGGACUGCAGUUAACUAGUCUCUUAUUGGAGUAUGUACAUGUUGUACAAAUUGCCUCGAUAUUAUCUGAAGUCAUAAGCUUUAUAAGCAAAGAUGGAUAGUUACUAGCAGUGGAAUCUAGGAUGCAUGUUUAGUCCUAUUUUUGACUUAUCAGCUGGAUGUACCAGCAUCUCAUUGUUGAUGUUCAUUCUUUGACUCGAGCCUAGUACCGUUCACUUCAAAUACCAUCACGUUAUCCACUUAGCUACUGAGUCCUGAUAGCCACAUGCUUGUGCGAUGGAGUCAAGUUUAAAUUCACUUGGUGCUGUUUUACUUGAAUCAUUCCAUUGAUGUGUGAACACCAACUCUGAGAUGCAGAUACAUCCAGCUGACGAGUCCUAAGUAGAACAGAAAGCGUGUCCUAGAUUCCACUAGUAGCUACCAUUUAUCUUUGCUUAUAAAUCUAUGUAUCGUCUAGUUCAAGUAUUUUUUUGUGUUUAAGUUCCUCCUUAAUGACGAAUAUAUGGAUGUGAUUUUUUUACAUUUUAAAUUAUAAUUAGUUUCUUGUCAUAUCACUAUAUGCACAGAAAGGUUACUCUGUUUAGCCUUGACGAUUCCAUAUAAAAUAAUGUUUAGUAGAUUUGCACUGUUAUAUGUAUUUAUUAUUGAUAAUUGAGUUGGUGGAAAAGAUAUGUAGCUCAGAUGGAUGAUAUUGAUGAAGUUUUGUUGUCUGAUAUCUCCCAUUGAGAGAUACAACCAAAACAAAGAAGUAAACAAUAAUAGGUUUAAAAUCAACAAGAACCAAUCAACAUCGAGGUGUACAGGACAAGCUGUGAACCACAUAUGGAGAAAUUCGAACACUUGACUUCUACCUGAAGUUUAUACUGAUGAUGUCAUUCAGAAGAACGAUGAAAGCUUCAUGACCAAACCAUCCAGCUUAAAGAACAAAACCCCAUCAAAAUUAUUGAUAAUUUGAAUACCAGAACCGGGUAAAUAUAUAACUGGUUGAUCAUUGAAUCAUGUAGUAACCACUGAACAUUAUAUCUUCAUUUAAAUUGAUUUGUCAACGCUUACUGACUGACUCUACAGAAAGUCAGUCGCUGUUCAAAUGACUCAGUGAUAAAAACUCUCAAUAUACAACUGAUUAACGUAGUUUUGAAUAUUAUAAACAGUAUUAUUUCCCUUAAGAUUUCAGGUGCUCUUAACUGAUGAAUGCCAGUUAGCACGAAAUCUAGGUGAAUCAAUAUUUCCUGUCGAUGUUCACACCUAUGACUUAAGCUCAUAAGUUAAAUAUCUUGAUGAUAUUUAAUGGUUGAAUUCAUGAGUCAGUUGGAGCUAGACCAUCAUGGUAAACCUGGAAGCACUGGACGGCUGUUUCGUCCUGCUGUGGGACUCCUCAACGGUGUGCAUCCACGAUCCCGCCUUGCGAGAUUCGUCCACUUUUAAAACCGUAGGUUGUAUUCUUCAUAGUUGUGCGCUUCACAGUUAAGAUAUCACAUGAAACUAGGAUGCAUUCGAUUGUCCUUUUCGUGUGAAAUGGAACGUUUUAGCAUCGUGAACCUAUUAAAAUAUUAAGGUUGAAACUGAGGACCGUCAUGUUUUAUGGUGAUUGUGUAAACUUUAAACCACUAGGAUAAUAUCCAACAGUAUAGAUCUCGAACUUUAAUCAAUUCAUGAUAUUGAGCACCCAUCGUUCAAUAUCAUCCUAACUUAACUGUCUCGCUUCCAACAUGGUUGAAAUCUACAAGUCACAACUUCCUACUAGAACUCUGAGAACAGCUUCUUCAAAUUAGUCUUUGUUGGAAAUAUGAUCAUAAUUACUUACUUAUGUAAGCCUGAUACUCUUCGUGGAGGAGCGUAAGCCCAAUACCAGAAUUCUGCAUGCAGCUCCAUCUUGUGCAAUCAUUUGCAGUUGUUUUCAACUGCUACUCAUCCUUUUGAUGUCUGCUUCCGAUUCUCGUCUCAGUAUGUUCUUUAGUAACUCAUUUUUCCGUUUCCCUUCAGGAUUCCUAGUUAGUGCUUGCCUCGUAAUGUAGAUUGAUGAUUUCCGUGAUGUAUAUCCUAUCUACUUUCAACGUCUUUUCCUAAUUUUCUCUUUAGCUGGAACCUGGUUUGUUCUCUUUUAUAGUAGGUUGUUGCUGAUGGUAUCCGGUCUACGGACAUUGCGUAUCUUAUGUAGAUAAGUGUUUAGAAAUACAUGUACAUUUUUCAUGAUAGCUUUGGUAGUUCUCUAAGUUUCGACCCCAUACAGCAGGACAAUAUUGAUGUUCGUAUUGAAGAUUCUGACUUUGAUAUUGAUUGACAGUUGUUUUGAGUUUCAUAUAUUCUUCAACUGUAGAAAGACAGCCUGUAACACAUCUAGAGUUACUGUCACUUCCAAGACCGGAUAAAGUAGGAGAGUUGGGCAUAAAUUCAGCAACCCCAUCCCGUAGAAAACAAUCUUGCUAAGAAAACGUUAACGCCGUGACCAGUAAAGCUAAUCCGAGACAGGUAUCUACCUCAGUAUAAUAGAUGGUUACGCAAUUUCGUGAAUUAGUUGAAGUUAAACAUUAACACAGUUGGAUGCCGGCCAGCUCAGUGAUUUAGAGGUUAAGUAUUCGCGCUUGAGACUGAAGGCUCUCGGUUUGAAUCCAUUCAGCGGGAUGGUGGAUGUGCACUGUCACUAAGGUGUUCCACAAUAGGACAAAACGGCCAUCUAGUACUUUCCAGUUUUAAAUGGUAGUCUAACAUCAAUUGAUUCAUGAUCUCAUUUGAAAACAAUAAUCUCUACAACCUGUAUACUGAGAAUUAACCAGAAUAUAAAAUGAUUACCAUGUGUAUAAGUAUAUUUACAUAUAAUUAUCAGAAGGGGUUUUGUGGAGAUAGUAGUAAUUUCAAUCAUUAAGAUCAUGAGUCAAUUGAAGCUAGAUCAUCAUGGUAAACCUGGAAGCACUGGACGGCCGUUCCGUCCUAUUGUCGGACUCCUCGGCAGUGCGCAUCCACGACCUCGCCCCCUGUGAGAUUAGAACCCAGGACCUACUGGUUUCGCGCGCGCGCACUUAACCACUAGACCACUGAGCUGGCCGGCAUUCAACGGUGUUCAUGUCUAACUUCAACUAAUCCACAAAAUUGAGCGACACAUCCACCAUUGUCUUCAGUGAGUUUCUAUCCUACAACAGACCUGGUUGAACUCCGCUGGUCACUACUUCUCACGAGAACUCCAGGAUAUACCUCUUGAAGAAAAUUUCAUCACAUGAUGCUGUGACUAAUAAAUAAUCUACACAUUUAACCAAUAUCCAUAACAAUUUCAUCAACUAAACAACGAAUCAAUCAAAUUUAGGAUAACAAAUCUUAGAUUUCAGUAUGAAAUUCACUCACUUAUUCAUUCAUAUAGCAACAUGACAUUAGAACUGAUAUUAGUUCAUAAUGGUGUAACCCUACAAAUCUAAUUUCUAACUCUUAACUAUCUCAACUAUAAAUUAUUGUGUUGAUUCUUUCAAUUAUGAUAUAAAUUUAAUUUAACUCUAUUUUAAGGAAGUAGAUAUUCUUAAAAUGAUUUUAAUAUAUCUCAGAGAGUUUCGUCUAUAAAUGAUAGUCUCAUCAUUUUAUUCAAGUUUAAAUGAAAAAAAGGGAUAUUAAUCAUUGUGUUGUUCAAUGCUAGAAUUUUAUUAUGAUUGGUUAAUAUUAUUUUCGAUUUAUUGAUUUUCAAUAUUAUUUCAUGAAAUAUGAUUGGUCAUUGAUUCUAAUGUUUAAUUAUCAUUGAAAACAUCAUCAUUAUUAACAUCAUUAGCAUUCCCCAAUUUUUUUUACAUUCAUCUAUACAUAAAUACUAUAAUUACCAUUAAUGAUCAAAUAUACAAACAUAGAAUAAUGAUCAUGAUCAAUAGGAUAAAUUAUAGUUAAAAACAAAACAGAAAUUGAUAAUGGGUAAUUCAAAUAAUCGAUUGAUUACAUUUAAUGAAUAUAAUACUAUUGAUAUAACAUCAAAAUAUCAUCCUAAUACAUUGAUGAAUAGUAAAGUCAAUAAUAGGAAGAAAUCUAUAAAUCAAUAUAAUAAUGAUAUCGUAAAAUAUAAAAAAAUUAAUGAUCUUGAUAUUGAUCGAAUAGAAUUAGAUCAAACUACUAUUAAUGAUCAAUAUGAAUUAUUAAAUAAGAAAGGAGAAUUACCAUGGCAACAAUAUUAUCCUAAUCUCUAUGAUAAUAUUUGUAAUUAUCAAUUACAUAAUAAUAGUAUUAAUCCAUUACAUGUAAUGAAGAAUAAAAAAUAUAAAAAAAAUGUAUAUUUAUUAAAAAUAAAAAAAUUUUAUUUCUAUUGUACACGCCAUUUAUUUAAAUCAAAUUAUAUGAUAUUAGAUACAAAUGAUCCAAUAGAAACAUCAAUAUCAACAGCACCAAUCAAUAUUAGAUCAGCUUUACCAAACUUGAAUUCUGGUUCCAGAGGUUAUUAUAAUCAAACAAAUUCAUCACAAUCAAUACAGUCGAGUAAUUAUCCUGAUAGAAAUGUAAAUACAAUGAAGAGUGGACGUUCAACAAAUGAAUUACCACAAAUAGUUGAUUCAAUGAAUGAAGUACAACAGCUUAGAUCACAAUUGAAUAUGUUGUCUAAACUUAUUGAAUCAGAUGGUUCUAAUCCUGUACGUACUGCUUCAGCAUUACGUCAAACAGCGGCAAAAAGUACGCAAACUGAAUUUGGUUAUCUAUUGGAUAGACAAGCGAAAAAAUCAAACGCUGAAAUCUCAGAAUUACGUGGUAUCAUCAAGAUUAAAGAAGAAGCUAUUCAUCUGUUAGAAGAGGAAAAUUCACGUUUAAGUGAUUCAUUGAAAACAUUUUUAUACAAUAUGAAUAAACCAGGAAAUUUAGAUAAAACUACCAUGUCAACUACUAAUCAUUAUCCCAUUAAAUCUUAUGAUGAAUAUCAAGAUUUAUUCGAUAAUAAUAAUAAACAAAGACAUUCAAAUAAUCCUGUCAAUAUGUCACAUCAUCAUCAUCAUCAUCAUCAUCAACGACCCCAACAACAGCAACAGCAACAACAACAACAACAACAAAAACAACAACAAGCUCACUAUCAACAUGAUUAUACGCCUCAACAUCAUCAUCAUCAUCAUCAUCAAUCACCACAACCUCGUCAACGUGACCAUCAGCAUAGUGACUAUAAUCCAUCAAAACAUACAUUAAAUCAAACAUAUACUCAUUUAAAUUGUUCAAAUACUUCUACCCCAAUUAAUACACCAAUGAUUAUAUCACCAUCCCAUUUAUCUAUGAUAAAACCAGAUAUCUAUGAUCGAACACACUCACCACAAUCAAUUAGUCCAUAUAAAUUAGAUAAUUCUAAAAGACAAUUAAUAUCACCAUCAUCAAUACCCUCAUCAUCAUUAUCAUCAUCAUCACCACCAUUGAAUCAACAAAUAAAUCUAGAAAAAAUAAAAAAUAUAAAACGUCAAUUAUCACCAACUGGUAAACGUUUCCCAUAUUAUCAACCAUAUAUUCAUUCAUUAAUGCAUUCAAAUGAAUUAAAUAAAGUUGAUAAACAUAAAUGUUCAAAUGAAUCAAAAACUUUAUCACGUGGUCUAACAACAACACAAGCUCAACUAAUAAAAAGUCCAACUCAACGAUUAUUGAUGCAAAGUCUUCCAUCAACGGAUUAUUGAUUGAAAAACAAUGAACAAUACUAACUGUUACGUUACAGCCUUAAAAGGUUAGUAGAAUAUAAUAAUAAUAAUAAUAAUAAUAAUUGAAUUGAAUUGACUUAAUAAUGAUAAAUAAUAUUGUUGCGUAAUAUCACCACAGUAACAAACGAUUGAAUUUGUUGCUGCUCUGUUUUGCUCAUAAUUUAUUGUUAUGAUUGAUGAUAACCCCCAUAUGUGUAUGUAGUAGAUCAUUAUUAAUUAUGUUAUCAUGAACGAUCAUGAACUGUUUGUCAUUUGAUUCUAUUAUUUUGUAUCAUUCAAAUGGAUAACCAUUUUCUUUCUAUUUUAUCUACAUACAUUCACACAAUACUACUCAUCAAUCAAUUAUCAUUUAUACUACUUAUAUUGAUGGUUGUUAGUAGUCAUUAAAAUCUUAUUAAAAAAAGUAUAUACUUCUAUUAAAUUAUUAUUACUGAUAAUCAUGAAUAAGGUAUUCUCUCUUUAUACAUUUAAACUACUAUCAUGAUUGUUCUAAGAAUAAUGAAUGAAUGAAUGAAAGAAUUCAUUAAUUAAUCUGUGAUCAAUAUUCAUCAAACAACUUAUUGAUUUAUUGAUUUUCUUUCUUUCUUUUGUUUUUUCUCUUUUUUCUUUUUCGUUUUUUUUUGAAAAAGAAAAGAAAAUCAGUAGGAAACUAGUUUUUUUUCUAAAUUAUUUUUCUAUUUAUUCCAAGUUAACCAUUUUUAUGACUAACCGUUCAAUGACUUUUGUUACAAUGCUCCUGUUAUAGAAUAAUAAUAAUAAUAAUAAUAAUA